AUGACGGUGGGGGGUGCUUCUACCUCGAUGCCUAUCGUUGCACCUGGUUGUCUGUUGGUCGAACCUCCAUCUGUUCCAGCUGGGUUAGCUAGGUCACCCAGUUUGAUUUUCGGUCUUUUAGGUGGCGGUGAACCAGAUCGGGUUGAAAAUGUGAUGCGAGAGGAUGAUUCGGAUGAUGAGCCAGAUCACAUAUUGGGGGACAGUGAUGAGGAUACUUCUAGGAACCCACCAGCACGUCAGGGGCCAUCCAGUUCUGGGUCACACCAACACCCGCCGCAUUUCUCAACGUUGAACUUGGAAGCCGUCGCCCAGCAACCGGACAUAGAUCCCACUUUCGAAGAGUCAGAUCAUCUGAAGUAUCAUGGGAUAUGCAAGGAGUUCGAAAACGGUUGCACGUGGAUGGUUCGCAUUACACUUCGACAGCGUAAAGGUAAUUGGGAGGUUAGAAGGUACAAUGGAACUCACACUUACUUGGCCACUUUGAUUUUGAGCGACCACCGACAGCUCAAUCACCAUGUCAUUUGUGCGAGGAUCUUUCCGUUGGUUAGAGCGGAUGUAGCAGUUACGAUAAAGGUGUUGCAAGAAGCUACUGAGGCAACCUAUGGAUUCAAGCCUAGUUAUAGGAAGGUGUGGAUGGAAAAACAGAAGGCAGUUGCAUAG
Molecule: messenger RNA, 660 nt
Organism: Arachis duranensis
Lineage: Eukaryota; Viridiplantae; Streptophyta; Magnoliopsida; Fabales; Fabaceae
Exons: 2
Coding region: 1-660 (219 amino acids)
Source: RefSeq, a predicted model, not a curated record